AUGGCUUCGUCCAAGGGUGAUCUUGCUGGGCGAGUGCGAGUGGAUGAUGGGCCCGAUGGACUGGCGCUGAUCGUAGAUGAGACUGUCGCAUCCCUGUCCUCCAAGGAGACCAAUCGGUCUGCCUUGGUUUGGGAUGCCUUAGCCUUGCCAGUCCUGGCAACUACAGAGAGGCCUUCGGUGUUGAUCUUGGGCCUGGGGGGCGGCACAGCUGCGCGGGCGCUGAGGCGCCUGAGACCCGAGGCGCAAAUCGUUGGAGUCGAGUUGGAUGCUGAGGUGAUCCGAUUGGCCAAGAAACACUUCGACUUGGACGCCUUGAAAGUUGAGGUGAUCCACCAGGAUGCCUUGGAGUUCUUGCGAAAGGACCGGCGCCAGUUCGAUCUGAUCCUCGAUGAUGUCUUCGUGGGCUACGCCCGCAGCAUCCACAAGCCACGUUGGCUUCCACGUCCCGGUUUCCGCCUGGCCAAGCGACGCCUCAAAGAAGGUGGCGUUCUGGUCUCCAAUGCCUUGGCUGAAGCAAAGUAUCUGCAGCGAGGCAUGCAAGAGCUCUUUCCCGGACUCUUACGACUGCGAGUGCCAGACUUUGAGAAUCAGAUUUUGGUGGCUGGACAGCUGGCUGCCUUGGAAAUUCUCGAGCAGGCUUCAUCGAAACAACUGAACGGCAUCAAGGUAGAACGUCCAGGAUCCGUCGGCACGUUGCUUCCGCGGAGUAUCACGGACUCACGCUGGCUCCGCCUGGCUCGCCUGGCCGUUUCCCUGACGGCGGCGGCGCUGUGUCGGACACGUUUUCGGCGUUCAGAAACGAUUCACCGUUGCUGCGGUGGUGAGUCAACCUGGACAUGUCAUGGGAAUCCCACGGGAAUCCCAUGA
Cladocopium goreaui is the source of this 867-nucleotide messenger RNA. NCBI's taxonomy places the organism in Eukaryota, Dinophyceae, Suessiales, Symbiodiniaceae. The record is from the annotation of a GenBank genome assembly.